This is a messenger RNA of Prorocentrum cordatum, 3112 nucleotides long. The record is from the annotation of a GenBank genome assembly. NCBI's taxonomy places the organism in Eukaryota, Dinophyceae, Prorocentrales, Prorocentraceae.
GCCGUUCCCCUUGCGCAAGAGGGGCAAGGACAGGAUGGGCCAGCGCAGGAAGCAAGCGGAGAAGGUCGAGUACGCGCGCCACGGGAAGAAGACCGUGAAAUCCCGCAAGGAGCGCGAAACCUGGCGCCGCAACUACGACAGCUUCCACGGGAAAACUGCGGACCAGAUGGUAGACCUGCUCCUCGAGGAUGGCGUCCUGCUUGACUGGGAAGGCCGCACCUGCCCUCACUGCGGCGUCGGAACCUGCGGCGCGCGGGUGCAUGAUGACAAUCGCGGCCCGCAUUGGCGAUGCAACAGCGGUAGGCUGUGCGGCAAGACCGUCAACCCGUGCACCGCCCACCCCGUCUUCAAGUCUGGCGGGGGUUGCCAAUCGUCGAGUUUGUCGACGAAGGCCAAGGUCCUCUUCUGCCUCACGCUCGGCAUGACCACCGCCCAGAUACACUUGCUGACAGGUGCCAACCACAAGAUGAUCGAGGACAUGAGCGCGGCCGCGGCAGCCGUGCGGCAGAUCUACGUGGAAAAGAACGAACCCAACAUUGUAUUCGGCGACGAAGCUCAGCGGCGCUGGUUCGACGUGGAGGCGGAUGAGUCGGUCUUCCGCGCCCAGCUGUCCGACGACGGUCGUUCCAAGACGCGGGAACAGUGGGCGGGCGUCGUCGAGCGCGGGCGCCCUGAUAGCCUCGUUCUGUGGAAGACCCAGUCAGACGGCACCGGGGCCAACGCGCCAGGCCCAGGCGCCAUCAAGAAGACGGAUUGGGCGCCGCUCCUAAAAAGCCGUUUAAAGAAAAGGAAGGUCAUCUUGCACUCUGACGGGGCCCGCAGCUACAAGAUGCGCGCGUCGGGGCUCGCGCGCGACCACGUCGUGCACUGCAAGAAGCGGGAGAAGAUCGGCAGGAAGUGGGUUUGGUUGAAGCCAGUCUACUCGAUGGCUGUCACCCACAAGUUGCCCGACGGCUCCAAGAUCAGGGUAAAGGCAGGGACGCAGAUCAUCGACCGCGCCUGGAGGUCCAUCAAAACCUUCAUUGGCACGCGCACGGACCUCCCAGGCAGCAGGCGCCUCGCGGCUUCGGUUCGCUCGGCCCAGUUCGAGUACUGGAACAAGGGCAAGGAUAUGUGGGCGGCCACCGCGGAUGCCAUCUGGGAGGUCAUGGACGCGGUGCAGUCGCUGGGGCAGGUUGCGUACGACGCCGAGGGAGACGGCAAGCUCACCUUUGAGGAGGCGUCGUUGAUGGUCAGCGGUAGCAGGUUAGACUACCACCCCUCGAAGUGCGUCAAGAAAGACAGGUUGGCUUUCGCUGGUGACCUUUCUAUCUUCGGCCUUCCUCUGCUACCGAUCGCGAAUUCGAGUACCGCGAAGUUGGUCGCUUUCGCCGACAUGGUAUCCAACUACGAGGGCCCGAUUGACUUCGACAAGGUGCACGAGUUGUGCGCACAGGGUAGGUUCAAGGACUUGCAGGAGCCGCUGCCGCUCAAGCAGGAGCCCGUCGUCCCGCACACGAUGCAGAUCUUCAUCGUUCGCCAGAAGCCAGAGGCCCACAACAUCGACUACGGCAAAAACUUUCGGGCGGGGUCGAUUGCGUUCCAGUUCGUGCUGGAGAAGCUCGAGGGCUAUCAAAUACGGUACUUCACGAUCAAGCCGCAGCACGAGCGGAAGCAGCCGCUAGAGGAGGACAAGCGCGCGCAGGGUUACACGUUCAUCCGUGAACACGGCCCCCGCAGCAAUAACAGAAACCAGUUCAUGGAAUGGGCUGACACAGAGGUCAACAGGGAGGGUUCGAAGAUAUUCGGGUGGCCUGCGUCCAAGGUGGAGACUGCGCUGCGGAAUUACCAGAAGGGCAGGACGAAUGCCAAACCGAUCUCGCGCUGGAGUUUGACGCUGAAGGACUUCUCUGGCUGGUUCCUCAAUGGCGCCCUCCGCCUGAUGAUUGGCACGCUCCACAUGCACGGGGUGCUGUGGGUCGGGAAGUCCAGAGUUGGCAAGAGCAACGGUUCGAAGACGCUUGAUUGGGUUCAUUCGGCGUGCAGCAUACAGAAGAAGGGCGCCGCCGAUGAGAUCGCUUCCCUGACGGUGAAGCAUAUGGAUUUCUUCAAGGGCGAGCCGACGACGGAGAUCCUCCCUGGCAUUUUCGACGACGGCCUGCUUCAGAAGGUAUCCGCUGAUGUGCUCAAGGCUUUCUUGAACCCCAAGGGUAAGGACGCUCUGCUGUGGGCUCGGUGGGGCGGCUGCGCUUUCGAGCAAGGGUCGCGCAGACAGGCAGUCGCGAACCCCUACGACCGCGACGCGGAGAAGGCGGCGCUGGAUGCCGCGACGCAAAACAAGUACGACCUCGACCUGCUCCAGCGUAUCAUCGCGCCGUCUCUGGAGGAUGUCAGGACAGAGGAGGACUUCAACGCCGUCCUCGCCAGGGCGCACGUCAUCGCGGUGACGGACCUCGGCGUGCAUUGGCGCGUGGCAUCCGCCAACCUGCAGGAUGGCGCAGAGUUCACGCCGUGGCCCAACCCCAGGAGCCCCGACCUCUUCGUCAGCGAAGUGCGGGACACGACGUCGCCAGCCAUCCGCCCGCCCCCCUCAGACUACGCCGAAAAGAUGGCUUGGUCGAUUGGGUACAUGAGCAAUGUGGUCGCGGGCCUUGACGCGCCCACUAUUGCGACUGUCCAUGUUGCUCCUAUCUUCGGCGAUGGCCCUGCGCGCGUUGUCUCCGCUGUCGGCAACGUUUCAGGGUUCGUUCCAGGCGCGGCCAGCGCUCCGCCAGCCGCCGCGGCCGCUUCGGCGUUUUCCCAGCCGCCAGCCGAGUUGUCCCAGGAGGAGGACGCGUUCGGCUUCGGCGGCGGAAUGGACGAACCGCCAGAAGACAGCUCGCGCGCCGCCAGCUCCGCGCAGCCCAACAUCGCUGGGCGUGGCGGCGAGCUCACCAAGGAGGACCAGGACGAGCAGCUCGCGAUUUUCAAGAGCCUCGGCAAGGCGCACCACGGUGCGUUCGAGGACUUGUCCUCGCCCCCGCCAGCGAAGAGGGCGAGGGGGCUCAUGAUGGGCUGCGGUGGUCCGUUGUCACCCGUGGAUGCCGAUGAGCAGGGCGAUCUUCGCUUCCAUUGCCGCCUCGGCCCACGGUGA